This is a messenger RNA of Salvelinus fontinalis (brook trout), 2288 nucleotides long. RefSeq names its product galactokinase 2 (gene galk2). Gene Ontology annotation, molecular function: ATP binding; galactokinase activity. Bases 260 to 1639 code for a protein of 459 amino acids. The transcript has 10 exons. Gene Ontology annotation, cellular component: cytoplasm; cytosol. The record is from RefSeq and is a predicted model, not a curated record. Gene Ontology annotation, biological process: galactose metabolic process; carbohydrate phosphorylation. Lineage: Eukaryota; Metazoa; Chordata; Actinopteri; Salmoniformes; Salmonidae.
GUGUUUACAGCUGGCCUAGAAACAGUUACUUUGUUUAACAGAAAGCGUUUGAGGUAGUGGUUUUGGUGGGAAGAGCUGGUCGUAGAUCAGCUUUUCAAUAAUAUCCGGGACUCUCGUGUGACAGUCAGCUGAUAGUAUUAGGUGUGUUUCUAUAUUUUUCCUCAGUACAGUACUCCAGAUAGAUCUAGUUGCAAUUAGAUUUGGUGAUUUAACAAUAGUCUAAAACCAACCGGUAAGAACUGGUAUUUGGUUUGAAAAAAUGGCAGCACACCCGCCAAAGACAAAGAUUCUGAUAAGUGCAAAUAAAAGGUUGCAAAAUCUGAAAGAGGCCUUCGAGAAAAAGUAUGGAGAAGCUCCUCUUUUUUAUGCUCAAGCUCCUGGAAGAGUCAAUCUAAUAGGAGAACACAUCGACUACUGUGGUUAUGCUGUGCUCCCAAUGGCUAUUGAGCAGAGUAUUCUGGCUGCUGUCACUGUCAAUGAUUCCAAGAAAAUCUACCUGGCCAACACAGAACCUAAAUACAAGGACUUCACAGUCUCUUCAGAAGAUAUUGAGAUAGACAAGGACAAUCCUCAGUGGUACUAUUACUUUCUCUGUGGGGUGAAAGGGAUUCAGGAGCACCUAGGGAAGGUUCCUCUGUCUGGGAUGAAGUGUGUUGUGGACGGGACCAUCCCGGCUAGCUCAGGCCUGUCCAGCUCCAGUGCCCUGGUCUGCUGUGCUGCGCUCCUCACUAUGGAGGUUAACCACAAGUCCCUCAACAAGGUGGCGCUGGCGGAGAUUUCAGCCAAGUGUGAGCGCUACAUUGGCACUGAGGGUGGGGGCAUGGACCAGUCCAUCUCAUUCCUGGCAGAGGAAGGAACUGCCAAGCUGAUUGAGUUCCACCCUCUGCGGGCGUCUGACGUACGUCUCCCUGAAGGAGCAGUGUUCGUCAUCUCUAACUGCUGCGUUGAGAUGAACAAGGCUGCGACGUCUCACUUCAACAUCCGGGUGGUCGAGUGUCGCAUAGCCACCAAGAUGUUGGCGAAGGCUCGGGGGUUAGAGUGGAGCCGGCUGCUGAAGCUGUCCCAGGUGCAGACAGAGCUGGAGGCCUCUCUGGAGGAGAUGCUGCGGCUGGUGGCUGAGGUGCUGCACCCUGAGCCCUACAGCAGAGAGGAGGUCUGCAAGGCCCUGGGAAUCACCACAGAACAGCUCUGUACAGACCUCCUUAGCCCCAACACACAGCACGUGACCCAGUUCAAGCUGUACCAGCGGGCCAGGCAUGUAUACGGUGAGGCGGCACGUGUACUGCGGUUCAAGAGCGUGUGUGAUGAGGCUCCCUCCGCCCCGAACGGCGUGCAGCGUCUCGGAGACCUGAUGAAGCAGAGUCAUUCUAGCUGCAGAGACCUCUACGAGUGCAGCUGUCCAGAACUGGACCAGCUGGUAGAGAUAUGUCUGCAGUCUGGUGCGGUGGGAUCCCGGCUGACCGGAGCAGGCUGGGGAGGCUGUGCUGUCUCCAUGGUCCCCACUGACAAGGUGGAGUCUUUCCUAAAGAGCGUCAGAGAGUUGUACUACACGUCAGACCCACGCAGAGCCGAGCUAGAGAAACACAGUCUGUUUGUCACCAAGCCUGGUGGAGGGGCGGCCAUCUUCCUUGAAGAGUGACAUCAAAAUUGCUUCUCUUUACAAUUUUGAGGUGAAAUGUUUUCCGUCUGGUUUCACCUUUUCAGUAUUUUUUUUUUAUACUAUAAUUUUAGGCAUGACUCUAUGACUAAUUCUAAUGCCAAAAUUAUACAGUUGAGGAUUCUGGAAUUUCAAGGGCAAUGAUAAUCAAAGCCUGGUCCCAGAUCUGUUGUCUCCUUCUAUAGCCUGGACCCAGAUCUGUUGUCUACUUCUAUAGCCCGAUCUCAGAUCUGUUGUGUCCUUCUAUAGCCUGGUUCCAGAUCUGUUGUCUCCUUCUAUAGUCUGAUUCCAAAUCUGUUUGUCCUCUUGCCAACUUCAUUGCUUAAUUUUCAAGCCAAACAUGACAAGAAGUUGGCAUGAUAGCACAAAAAGACCUGCACUAUUUUAUAGGGGCAAAAAUUAUGACAUUUAUAACUAAGAACUGAAGUUAUAAUUAGUGUUAAAACUAAUGAUUCAAGAUCAACUUCUUUACAAGAAAGGGGACUUUAUUCUGGGAGUGUAAUGAUUUCAGUUAGUAAGGGACAGUGCUAUAUAUAGUACAAUAAUUUUCCACACAGUGCAGUACUACAUUCCUUCCAUUGCUGUGUUUGUGUGUGUUGUAUGUUUUGAAGGAGUAAAGGGCUUUUGUUUA